AUGAGACUUAAAGAGAAUGUAUUCUUUAUUGUCUUGCUGGGGGUGUUUGCGCUUGCAAAUUGGGGAAUUGGCCUGAUGCUUAUGAAUACAGAAAGCAGGAGAGAAACUGUGUUGUUGGUUCACUUAAUUUCAGCCAUAACACUCUUUGGAGUAUUUCCAUUACUGUACAGGAGAUGUAAAUACAGCAUUCCCUGCUUUGUUUUCUAUAAAAUACGGCUCCAAUUGUUUCUUUUGGGAGUUAUUACAGAGUGGCCUUGGGUGGAAUACUCCUUGCAUGGAAUGCAUAUUGUGGUGUUAACAGACACCGCAGUGCGAGCAUUGCUUAUGGUGUUGUACGCCACAGCAAAAAGAAAUCUAUUGAAGGACUUUAGUACUGGCCAUAAUAUGGAGGUCUUGCAUUUGGAGAAGUAUCUUUUGUAUGCAACUGGCAAAAUAACUCAGGAAGAGUUGAGAAAGAAUCUAAAAAUAGAUACAUUUUAUAAGAAAGGGCGGCCAGAAGAGUUGCCACUACUGGAUAUCUUUAAGAAGUGGCGCAGAACAGAUGAAACAGAAGGGUCGGUAUUAGAGGAAUAUGGAUAUGGGCUGGGCGAGAGUCUUAGAAUUCCAAAUAGGCCUAGACUUACCCCACAGAUGGACGAAGUAGAAGGAGCAAUUUCGGUUGCAUCUCUUCUGGAUGUUUUUUCUCCAGAAGAUGCGAAUGUUCUUUUUUCUCUUAUUUCUUAUGGAGAAAGAAGCCGAAUCCAAUAUUCAACUUUCAAGGAAACAUUUAGACAAAUAUCACUAGAAAGAACCAAUCUGUACAUGGCGAUUAAAGACUGCAGAAGACUACUCAGCCAUUUUAACUGGUUCUUGUGUAUUGUUGAAGGAAUACUGGUCUUUAUAGUAUUUACCAUUUCUAUGAAUAUGCAGAACUUAUUCUUGCAGACACUCUUCUCUUUUUCUCUGAUAAAUGCGAUAAUACCAGGGAGCAUUAGCUUUUUUGAAAGCUUUAUAUUUUUGCUUAUAUCUCAUCCAUAUGAUACAGGAGAUCGUGUGCUUAUUAAGGGAGAAAAUAUGAUUGUAAACAAGGUAGGGCUUUUUUCCACUUGCUUUACUACAUGGGCAGGUGUUUACACUAUAAUACAGAACAGUGUGGUGAGUAAGUUUCCUGUGGUAAACGUUAGGAGAUCUAUUUCACAAUACUGGACCAUUGACUUGCCUAUUAACAUAGAAUGCUCGAACGAAUCUAUUCUAAAGCUUAAAAAGAGACUACAGUGGUAUGUGGCAGAAGAGAAAAUGCUUUCUGGGCUUGUCUUUGCCCCAAUGUCCUUAGACAACGGAAAUGCAGUGCAUAUUAGGCUGCUUGUUAGAAAGAAUUCAAACUUUCAGAAUGGCUUUUUUACCUUGACUAAUUUUACUAAAUGCCUUGCUUGCAUUAUACGAAUAGUAACUGAAGAGGGCUUGUACUAUAAACCACCAAUUGCCAGAAAGAAAGUAACAGACGAGUUUUUAACUACACUGCUAGAGGGAAACAGCGAUUUGGCCAAAAAGAUAAAAUAAAUAGAUAAUAUGACAGUGG
Molecule: messenger RNA, 1558 nt
Organism: Nematocida parisii ERTm1
Lineage: Eukaryota; Fungi; Microsporidia
Exons: 1
Coding region: 1-1539 (512 amino acids)
Biological process (GO): transmembrane transport; monoatomic anion transport
Cellular component (GO): plasma membrane
Molecular function (GO): mechanosensitive monoatomic ion channel activity
Source: RefSeq, a predicted model, not a curated record